Vigna umbellata (rice bean) is the source of this 2145-nucleotide messenger RNA. Its product is annotated as DNAse I-like superfamily protein. Lineage: Eukaryota; Viridiplantae; Streptophyta; Magnoliopsida; Fabales; Fabaceae. Gene Ontology annotation, molecular function: phosphatidylinositol-4,5-bisphosphate 5-phosphatase activity; inositol-polyphosphate 5-phosphatase activity; phosphatidylinositol-3,4,5-trisphosphate 5-phosphatase activity. The record is from RefSeq and is a predicted model, not a curated record. Gene Ontology annotation, biological process: phosphatidylinositol dephosphorylation.
AAAGAACAAGCCGACGAAUCAUAGCCUUUGUUACACACCUCAAAAAAUAAUAAUAUAUCUCAAUGAAGGGGCACAUGAGAUUCUAUUCCAUUCUCCCUUUUGACUGUUUCCCUUUUAUCUCUUUUCUAUUUAUUGUUUCUGAAUUUUUCAUUCCAAUUUCUUGAGUAGAGAGGACCCUACUCCCUAUUUGCACCUAUUCCUAUUUCUUUGUCCCCUCUUCUAUCCUUUUGGAAACCAUCAAAUAUUUUGUUUGGUAUAUAUGUCAAGUUUUAUGGUUCUUUGCAAGAGAAACUUUGGACCCUUUUGUUGCAGACGAGAGUAAGAGUUCUCAGUUUAACAUCUAUUAUUCAGAUGGACAACGAAUUUGAAGAUAGACAAGAAGAAACAGUUUCAGAUAUCAUACGAAGCAAUCAGCAGAGGAAAAAGCAGUCGUUUCUGUGGAAAGUUUUGGCCAUGAGAGAGAGAAAUGGAAGGACAAUGGAGAGAGGUUCAAAUUAUUCCCUUGAUGUACUUUCUGAUCCAUCCAUUGAAAAUCGAGGCUCAGAACCUUCUAUGUCUUCUACUGAAGCAGUUCAAAAUCUCAGAGUUUUUGCAGCAACAUGGAAUGUAGGAGGCCAAUGCCCCACUAUGAACCUUGAUCUGAGUGAUUUUCUUCAGGUUCGAAAUGAACCAGAUAUGUAUGUUUUGGGCUUUCAGGAGAUUGUUCCUUUAAAUGCUGGAAAUGUGCUGGUAUUAGAGGAUAAUGAGCCUGCUGCAAAAUGGCUUGCUUUAAUCAAUCAAUCACUCAAUGGCCCUUCAGAUUUGGCUUCGAACGGACUAAAACAAACUGGAUCUUUUGGCGGACCAUUAUUCUUCCAAAAGCCUUCUCUAAAGAAGAUUAAGAAAACAUUCAAGAAAAUAAAUGGAAAGAGGCUAAAAAGUUGUAACUGUGUUCUUGAAAUGGAAAGGAAGGCUUCUAAGGAUUUCUGUUUCCGUUGUCAAGAAUCUAACUUCAAUUCGGAUGACUCUUCUACCGAAGAGGAGGACGAAAAUUUUUCAAUUCCUGUUGCCUUAGCUACUAGCCAGAUGAAAUACAGUCUUGUUACAUGCAAACAAAUGGUUGGAAUUUUUGUAAGUGUCUGGAUGAAGAGGGAACUUGUUCAGUAUGUUGGCCAUCUGAGAGUAUGUUGCACUAGCCGCGGGAUCAUGGGUUGCCUUGGCAACAAGGGGUGUAUAUCAGUGAGCAUGUCUUUUUAUCAGACAAGUUUUUGCUUUAUCUGUAGUCAUUUGGCAUCUGGAGAGAAAGAGGGUGACGAGCUUCGCAGGAAUCUUGAUGUCAUAGAGAUUCUGAAGAACACUCAGUUUCCAAGGAUUUGCAAGACACCACAUAGUAGAAUGCCUGACAGAAUCUUAGAUCAUGACCGAAUCAUAUGGUUUGGGGACUUGAAUUACAGAAUCUCUUUGAGCCAUGAGGAUGCAAAAAGGCUUGUGGAAAAGAAGGACUGGCCUGCACUUUUUAACAAGGAUCAGCUUAAAAUGGAAAGGGAAGCAGGUCGUGUAUUCAAAGGGUGGAAAGAGGGAAAAAUCUACUUUGCACCAACCUACAAAUAUGCCUUUAACUCAGACACUUACUAUGUUGAAGGUGUAAAGGUUUCAAAGAACAAAAGGAGAACUCCAGCUUGGUGUGACAGAAUCUUGUGGCAUGGAAGAGGAAUCCAUCAACUUUCAUACGUCCGCAAGGAAUUUAAGUUCUCUGACCAUCGACCUGUUUGUUCAACAUUUAAUGUAGAAGUUGAGGUUAUGUUCAGACAGAAGAAAAAAGUUUCAACUUAUAACUUUCAGAACAUUGAUGAUCUUGUAUCCACAAGAAGUCCAUAUUAUUCUUGAAAAUUCGUACAUUGGUGCACUAACAACAAUGAUUGCAAAAGUGAACAAUAAAUAUCAAAAUUUUGGUUGCAGCUGACGGUGAUGAAAAGUUUGAAGGUUUUGGAAUGCAUCAAGAAACUUGUUGCAUCCAGAAUAGAAGAAACUAUGAUAUUGAUGUAAUAAAAAUGUUAUUAGAAUUAACUUCUUUUUUAUGAAAAAGGAAAAACAAGUUCCUACUAGCAUGUUCUAAGAAAAAUAUGUCAAUGAUUUAUUUUUUGUCCUAUAUAGGAAAUUAGUAUA